CGCAACCAGCGUGAGUCGCCUUUGCUCCGGCUUCCAGCAGAGGUGCGCUCAAUGGUCUGGGAGUAUGUCUUUGGGGGCUAUCAUAUAUAUGUAUACCCGAGAGAGAUACACCGUCGCAUCUUGAGGCUGAUGACUGUGUGCCGCCAAAUCUUUAUGGAAGCAGUUUUGCUCCCGUUUAGGCUCAACACCUGGCACAUA
Molecule: messenger RNA, 198 nt
Organism: Bipolaris oryzae ATCC 44560
Lineage: Eukaryota; Fungi; Ascomycota; Dothideomycetes; Pleosporales; Pleosporaceae
Exons: 2
Source: RefSeq, a predicted model, not a curated record